CGCGCAGCUAGUCCUGGCCGCGGCGGGGUGAGGAACCAGGCUCUGGGUUCCCGACUGCCGCCGUGGUGCGGUCCGUCUCCACCUCUGCGGCGCAGCAUGAUGCUUCUGGCGCUCGGCGGAAAGAGGACUGUGCUGUGGGCGGCCGCCGCGCUCCGGGGCCCGCGGGCGGCCUCCUCGCGGGCGGCCUCCUGCCGGGGCUCCCCGGGGCUGGUGGGCGGCGGAAGCUCCCGGGUGUGGAGAGUCGCGCCGCCUCUCUCGCCUCGCGUGCGAUCGCAGAUUCCUGUGUCUUGGGAAAGAUGUAUUCAAUGCUUACAUACACAACUUGAGAAAUCAGAAGAUGGAAGGCUAAUUUACACUGGGAAUCUGGCCCGAACAGUACGUGGUGUGAAAUGUUUCUCUUACUCUACCAGUUUGAUCAGCCUUGCAUUUCUGCCAUACAUCUUUGCACAAAAUAAUAUUAUAUUUGGAAGUCUGCCUUUGCAAGUCUUAUUUUAUGGCAUCAUUGGAAGCUUUACAGUGAUUACGCCAGCACUGCUUCACUUUGUUACAAAAGGCUAUGUUAUUCGGCUAUAUCAUGAGGCCACAACAGACACGUAUAAAGCCAUUACUUAUAAUGUUGUGCUUUCAGAAACAAGUACAGUGUUUCACCAGAAUGAUGUUAAGAUACCAGACAGCACACAUAUAUUUACCACAUUUUAUGCUAAAACAAAAUCAUUAUUAGUUAACCCAGUGCUUUUUGCUAAUCCUGAAGACUAUAACCACCUAAUGGGUUAUGACAAACCAUUUACCUUUGAUUUGGAAGAAUCCAGUGAAAACAAACAGCUUAAAGAUGAGAAAUGAGUCUGUUUUUAUGUUUGUGUUUAGAUGUGAUUUAAGUUCCAAUGUAUAAUAAUGUUGCCUUUACCUUUGUUUUCUGGUAGUGACUGAUUGUUUAAAAGGAUUUGGAAUUGUAUAAAACAGAACUUUCAAUUCUCAGAGAAUUAUAUACCUUUAUAAUAAAAUAAGUUAUGU
Condylura cristata (star-nosed mole) is the source of this 1011-nucleotide messenger RNA. RefSeq names its product transmembrane protein 70 (gene TMEM70). Gene Ontology annotation, cellular component: mitochondrial membrane. NCBI's taxonomy places the organism in Eukaryota, Metazoa, Chordata, Mammalia, Eulipotyphla, Talpidae. The transcript is spliced from 3 exons. Gene Ontology annotation, biological process: mitochondrial proton-transporting ATP synthase complex assembly. The record is from RefSeq and is a predicted model, not a curated record. Bases 97 to 840 code for a protein of 247 amino acids.